AUUAUUCUCACUACAGCAUGUGCCGCAAUCACACAAGGAUGGCAGCAAUCAUCUAUUAACGCCAGCUCUCAAGAGUGGCGGAUAGCCCUCAACAUGGACGAUAAUGAUUAUUUAGCCGGAUUCAUAGAUGCUGCACCUUGGCUGUCUGCAAGUGUCAUAGGUGCCUGGUCAAGCGACCUGCUACAGGAAGCGAGUAAUGGGAGGCGACCGGCUCUCCUUCUAUCGUCCAUCUUAUGUGCGGCCUUUGCCCUUGGGUCCGCCCGCUGCGAGAGCUGGGUGCAGCUUCUUAUAUGUCGAAUUUGCCUUGGAUUUGGCAUUGGAGCCAAAGCAUCAAUUGCACCGGUGUUUGCAGCAGAAGCAGCGGCUGACCAUCUCAGGGGCCGCCUAUUGAUAAUGUGGCAAUUCUUUGAUGCGGCUGGCAUAUUUCUCGGUUUCCUUACUGUAUGGAUCGUCGAUCAUUCCUGGAGAGCCUUGCUGGCGACAGCCGCUAUUCCUGCCUUGAUCAUGUUGUUCCUGGUAUUCCUCUGUCCGGAGUCUCCACGAUUCUUGAUACGGAGAGGACAUUACCGUGCUGCAUUUGGUGUGCUAUGUCAGCUCCGCCCAACGGAGGUCCAAGCCGCGCGAGAUCUUUUCUACAUCCAUAGCCAGUUGCAGAAGGAGGCGACCCUUAUCAAAGACCAGACGGCACCUGAUCAGCAAGCGGGGAGGGAUCCAGCAAGUGGAAUGCCGCUAGAACAUUCACCAGACCAGGCUGGUGAAGAUCAGUACCUGAAGAUGGUCCAGAAUAGCAGCUACCUGCACAGAGUUGGCGCACUGUGGAACGUCCCGAGAAACAGAAACGCCUGUAUAGCGGCUUUUAUAGUGAUGGCGUCCCAGCAGCUUUGCGGAAUCAAUGUCUUGUCGUUCUACUCGUCCAAACUUUACGACGACAUCCACCAACCUGCUAAUAAAGAUCGACAGCCUAGACCUGUCGUUAGAAACCGAGAACUUACUGCUAACGAGCUCCACAGGAGAACAAGGGUGGCAUGGUUGAACUUUGGGUUUGGGCUGGCAAACUUUCUUUGUACUCUGCCGGCCUUUAGGUUGAUCGACAGGUACAGCCGCAGACAACUCCUCCUCACCUCUCUGGGAGCGAUGUUCUUUUGCUUGGUGGCCAUUGGUGGUUUUUAUGAAAUAGACGACGUGAAUACCCGACUGGGACCGAUUGCCACCUUUACGGUUGUUCUUUUUAACGUGGCAUAUGGGGUGGGGGCGGGCCCGAUCCCAUUCACGUUCAGCGCAGAAGCUUUCCCUCUUUCAUAUCGAGAAGUCGGAAUGAGCUUUAGUGUCAUGGUCAAUUUCCUUGGGCUUGGCUUGCUGGUACUCUUCGUGCCCAAACUGACCCAGGCUCUGGGAAACCCCGAGCUGCUCUUCCUGUUCUCUGGUCUAGAUGUGAUUGCAUUUAUAUUGGUAUUUCUCUUUGUCCCAGGCGCUUCAUCAAAAUACACGCUAGAAGAGAUGAACGGCAUAUUCAAACAUAGGAUGGUCUGCCACGUGAGAUGGCACCUCUCAUUGUUUCGUGUUUUCCGUGGCCAGGAAAGAGGGGACUUUGAGGAAUUCUGUGUCUGUAAAGAUUCUGGCGAGUAGCCCGCUUUCAUUCUCAUUAUUGGAAGGAUGAUCAUUUUAUGUGAGAGCCAAAGUUAAUGUUAUCAUCAACAACACUAACAGGGCUGUUGGAAUGAAGGAACUGUGUUUUGAUGUUAGUUCAGAUUGUGCAAGUUGGCCUUACAGACAGAAUAUGUCAUUAACACGUAUAA
Molecule: messenger RNA, 1796 nt
Organism: Aspergillus campestris IBT 28561
Lineage: Eukaryota; Fungi; Ascomycota; Eurotiomycetes; Eurotiales; Aspergillaceae
Product: MFS general substrate transporter
Exons: 12
Coding region: 94-1626 (510 amino acids)
Biological process (GO): transmembrane transport
Cellular component (GO): membrane
Molecular function (GO): myo-inositol:proton symporter activity
Source: RefSeq, a predicted model, not a curated record